AUUGGACCAUGCGGAGUAAAUGCUGAUUGCAAAGUACUUGACACGUCUCCGGUGAGGACUAUGAUCUGCGAGUGUAUUCCUGGAUACAGAGGAAACGCGGUCGUUCGAUGCGAUAAAACCAAUGUAUGUCCGGUGGAGAAAGGUGAAAUUAUUGACGAAUAUGGAAACUGUAUCUGUCCGCCUGGGUCGGCUAAGGAUGAAACAGAAGUCUGUGUUCCGUGUCGCAAACAGUCCGGUAUGAUUAUCAACGAGGAAGGUUACUGCGUGUGUGCUUUG
Ceratina calcarata is the source of this 276-nucleotide messenger RNA. RefSeq lists its product as uncharacterized. The record is from RefSeq and is a predicted model, not a curated record. The transcript has 2 exons. The annotation marks the transcript as partial. Lineage: Eukaryota; Metazoa; Arthropoda; Insecta; Hymenoptera; Apidae.